AUUACAGAACGGAACAAAAUUUGUCAACGUCAAAUCAAAAUACCAAGUGACACGUAACUUCAUAUAAUUAAAUUAGAUUUUUGUGACCUCCAAAUGUGAAAAUUUCACCAAAAAAAUUAUAUGUACCGUUUAUUUACAUCGCGACAUCAUGUCCGAUAAAGGUUAUGGUGACUGUACUAAUCGGAAUGUGGUUAAAAAUCCUCUUCUCUCCACCGCCGUGACUGGGCUUUCCGUCGAAGAUUUGACGCAUAAUGCAGUAUUAUUGCCAGCGGUGCCCAGCCAGGAACUAAUAGCAAGACAAGAUGAACGAAACUUGUUCCAAAACGUUACCCUGGGGCACUCCGAUCACGAUAUCACAAAUUUUCCGUCCGGCGACGCCGCUUUCGCAUCCACACAGCCGAGACAACUGUCCAAUAUAAAUCAGUUGGAACAACAAAAACAAUCGCAAAACGCAAAUAUCAAAGAAAAUUAUAUGACUUGUAAGUCUAAAGAUAGCAUCAAAUCUGAUGACGAUUUUGACUUUAACGAAUAUUUUGUGAGGUUACAAGGCACUAGAUACGUGAGCGCACCGAUUAACAGUAACCUUAAAGAGGACCAAAACGCUAAUCUCCAGGUUGAGGAGAAUCUGGAGGAGAUAAACCUCAACGAGCCGGAUAAACUGGUCCAGGAGGACAUCCAGAACAGCCUGACGGCUGAUAUAGCGCAAAACUUUUCGCAACUGCCAAGCGUUCUACCUCAGGUCGCGAGCGCCGUGUUCAGCUCUUUCUCGAAUAUGUUAAGCUUAAAGAACAAAGAUCAAAUAUCUGAUGAUAGUAAGAAUUGCCAACACGCACAACUUCAGGAUAUGACGGUCUCUGCACCAGGACCUGGACCCUCGGCUCCGAGUGCACCACCGCUGACGGAACCGCCCGUAUCAAGUAACACAUCAAAUUACCGCAUCACUACUAAGAAGAAGGUCUACGCACAGAUACCUGGAAUUAUCUCCAGUGAUAAUAAUGUACACACGUUCAGUAUGCCGUCUGUCGGUCAAACGACGAACUAUUUCACACCAGACAUGAGUAUCAAAGACGGGAAAGAAGGGGAUGUGGCGGAAGAGGAAGUCGUAGAUAGGAAGGAAGAAAUGAAGGCUUACGAUAUGUUCAAUGAAAAUGCUCUUCAAACAGAACAGUUCUCUCACAGUAUGAAUUCUGACCAGCGUCAGGAAGGGAUAAACAUGAAUGUAUUCCAUAAUAUGCCCAUUCAACAGCGAGAAACUUUAAAUAUAAAAGAAAAUAUGUAUAAUAAGAGUCACACAGAAACUGCGACUUCUGAUACAGAAGCGUUAGGCCACACAGAAGAAAUAAAUAUUCAGGAAAAUCUACAGGACACCAUCAAUAACUCGUUCAACAAAUUUAUUCCGAUAUCCCAAGAACCAUCCGCAAUAAUUCCACCACCGCCAAUGUUUAGUAGUUUACCGCGAAGAGACAGUCAAUCAUCAGGGAGAUCUGUGCUCCCGCCGUCAGUAGCAAGGCGUAUAGGCGCGCAUCAGCCAGUAAUCAAGAAUCAAACCUCAAACAUUCCUUUGCCUGAUAAUAUUUUUGUCCCAAACGUGUCUGAUAUUGGUCCGCUAGGUGCAAGUAAAGAACCACAAACCAUUUUAACGCAAUAUCCGCAGCAAGAUUCCAUAUACAACGCUCCAAUAGUCCAAACAGAAGGUUCUGGACUUUGCAAUCCGUAUAUCCAAACAACAGGAACGUUUCCUUCUCAGGACGUUGUUAAUUCAUCAUUUUUCACACAACCAACAAGUACAAUGGAUGUUCCACUUCAACAAAAUAAUCCCAUUGAAUCAAAAGUAGGGUCAGAGGCCAUUAAACUUCCUAAUGUAUUUAGUCCAUACUCAGAAGCUACUAAACCCGUUAAUAUAGUAAACCAAAAUGUAAAUCUAAAUCAACCCGAAAAGACUGAACAAAUCUUAGCUCCACUAUUCUUCAGCCCCGCAAAUAUAUCGCAAACAACUUAUAACUCCCCCCCACAAGAAGGCCAAACCGGGUCCAUUGCACAAAGUACAGUAACUCCAUUUCACAGCACGAGUACGGUCCCAGAGCCUCCAAAAGCGAUCCCAGAACCACCAAAACUAACUGGCAACCUCAACUAUAGAAUGAUCAAAAAAAGACCUCAGUAUUAUUCUGGUCCAAUAGAAGGGUUUGGGAGCAUUAGUAAUAACAUAAAACCAACCAUACAGCCAGUUGACGCUACUCCUUUUUCGGGAUCGCUGUUCCAUAAUGACCCCUUAUCAGUUCCUCCAUUGUCUGUAGAUUACAAUCCACCAGUCAUCCAAAACCCGUCAUACGACAUAAACAGCUCGAUACAUUUAGCCGGGCAGUCAGCGGUCGAUCCAUAUUUACCGCAAGUAAAAACUCACGAACAAACCGAUUUUAAUACGGCAUUCGAUUUAAGCAGACCGACUACAGAAAGAUAUGAACAACCCCCGCCCCCGCCCCCGCCCUCAGAACCGAAAGGAUUCGGCAUUAUCGGAUCGUUGAAGUCUAAACUCAGCUCGAUCGAUAUCAACAAAAUACAAAACACCGUAACCACAUUCUUCGACCCCGCUUACAAUGAAUCGAAAAUUGAUCAAAACAACCCAACGGAAUCUAGCUUCCAUUCAAUCUCUGGGAACUAUCAGAACUUUCCACCUCACGAAAGCGCUGCUUUAGAAGUAUUUGUACCCAACAUAGAAAACGAAUAUCAGCAGUCAAAUCCGUACAAUUACCAACUACAGACCCACCAGCUGUACAACAAUCAACAGUAUUAUCCCAAACAAGAGUAUUUCAAUCCACCCCAGGGUUACUCAAACGAUUUCUACUCAAACUAUCCGUCCAACACAAACUUAUCAACAACAGAUGCUUACAUACCAGCGGCCCCGAUUAAUAACGAUAGCGUUCAGCCCACAAACGCCCAACCAUUGAUGGGUACCGCCGCAUCAUGUAGUCCGGAAUACGUUCAGUCUGGUGGAAAUCCUCAAGAAAAGGAAAAACAGACAGCCAUUGACGAUACACAGCUAGUGGAAACUGCCAAAAGCGCACUUGACGAAUUCGGAAUAACAGGCAACGUUGUACAUAGUGAAAAAGUCGUAUCUAACUUUAAUCCGGUAAAGAUAACUGAAAAAUGUGACGUCGAGGGAAUAGCAGUUACUGACUCCCUUGAAAGCAAUUACGGUUUCCCUGACAAAGUGAUACAACCACCACAAAAAUCGUGCAAGGAUGUUAAACCUGUCAACUUUAACACGGAUGAUAAAACUUUGACGUCCAACAGUGACAUCAUAAAGGAAUUACAAUCCGUGGCUGAUUCCACCCUGAAGAAAGUCUUCGACUGCCAAACGCCGGUCGUGGUGGAAUCUGCUCUGGAAAAUGAUAAUUAUAUAACAUCAGCCGCCCCUGAUGCUGCUUUGGAUCCCUUGAAAUCCUUUUUCGACUACCCACAUCCAAUAUGCCCACUGGCUACUUCUAAAAAGGACUUUAUCGAAGUCGCUGAUUGUAAUCCAUUGGCAAAUGACUCGUUGAAAUGCUUCUUCAAUUCUCCAGCUCCAACAGCUAGUCAUGGAUUGGAAUUAAAGAAUGAAUUUAUUAAUCAAAAUACUCAAAGCGUAAUAAGCACCAGUCACGUUAUCCAAGGCCUUUCAGAAUCAGCUGAUUUCAAAGGCUUAUGUACGGUAUUAAAGGCUAAAAGUGAAAAUCUUCAGCCCCCCACUCCGUCUACUGUUCAAAAUGCUUUAAAUGAGACUCCAUUGUUUUCAUUAUUUGACCAACCACCUCUGCUACCCCCUGUGCCUUCAUUCGAUUUAUCGAAGAUAUCCUCCUCAUCUCUACCAACAUCCAACAACGAAUCAGCUGCUAUACAAAACAUAGAAAAUAAAAUGGAUAAUAUCUCUCUAUACGAUGCUGUCGAUAAUAUGGCAAAGUUUGAACGAAGGUCGAGCUUCUUUGACAAAACUAUGCCAAUAGAAAAUGAUGAAAAACCGCUCGAUAGUCAAACCACUGAUCUCAAUAUUUGGACCGAGGAUAAGGGAGCGGAUUUAACCACACAGUUAAUUGAGAACAUUACCGCGCCUAUACAGUUAGCAUAUCCGGUUGACUUCCCGACUGCUAAGACAUUAUAG
This is a messenger RNA of Danaus plexippus (monarch butterfly), 4135 nucleotides long. RefSeq lists its product as uncharacterized. Lineage: Eukaryota; Metazoa; Arthropoda; Insecta; Lepidoptera; Nymphalidae. Bases 149 to 4135 code for a protein of 1328 amino acids. The transcript has 4 exons. The record is from RefSeq and is a predicted model, not a curated record.